Lates calcarifer (barramundi perch) is the source of this 3752-nucleotide messenger RNA. RefSeq names its product transport and golgi organization 6 homolog (Drosophila) (gene tango6). Bases 114 to 3371 code for a protein of 1085 amino acids. Gene Ontology annotation, biological process: protein secretion. The record is from RefSeq and is a predicted model, not a curated record. The transcript has 18 exons. Gene Ontology annotation, molecular function: protein binding. Lineage: Eukaryota; Metazoa; Chordata; Actinopteri; Centropomidae.
GUGAUGACGUAUAAUUUCAGCGCCACUUUGAGACUACAGAGCACAGUAGUUACUGUAAAGCAGCGUCCGUGGCUGGAGCAGACAAAGUCUGUUCAGUGUGAAUCAGAGCUGAGAUGACCGCAGACAUCCUGUCAGCCAUCAACACCCUGAGCAGACCUCUGAGCGAGGCUGUGGACAAUGCUCAGUCCUCACACCAGCAGGCUGUCCUGGCAGGGCUGCGGUCCAACAGAGUCCUCCUCCUGGACCAGCUUCAGACUGACAGCAGCUUCCAGGAGGUGAGGAGGCUGAGGGACGAGGUGAUGACAGCAGCUGAAUGGUUCUCCGGUGAUACAGAAGAUACUGCAUGGGGUUUUGUCCAGGAGUGUCUCCUGCUGCUCCUCACCUUAGCUCGACACCUUUCUAUUGAACUUGAAGUUUUCAGGCAGAGCCGUGCUCCCUCUGCAGCUAAACUCCACACCCCAGAGAUGGCUCCACCUUUACCUCCUGACAUUCUCAGUGUCACCCAGCAGAGGACGCUUCGAGCGGCUCUUCAGUCUGUUGUCUCUCUGGGGCUCUGCCCCUACCUGGCCCCUGGAGUGGGGGUGCCGCUGGGUCGCAGGUCAGCUUUCGGGGCCAUGGUGGAAAAACUGGUUCGUGGUGGAGCAGUGUCAGCAGGGCGAUGCCGCCUUCUUAUCACCACAAACGUCCUGUUGCAGUUGACAGAGCUGUCGUCUCUCGCUACAUUGGUGUUCACGCAACAUCUGGGGGAUGUAAUGGCUGCACUGUGCCAGCUUGGCUACCAGCCACACCGGGCCGAGAGAGGGGGCUCAGAGGAAGAGGAGACACAGGAACUCUGUGCUGAGGAACGUCAAAGCUGCAGAGAGGCUCUAAGAGGCCUUCUGGGAAAAGUCUACCAGCCCAUCAUCAUCAAGGAGCUACUGAUCCUCCAAGGUGGAUCCAAACAGUCUGGUGCAGUGGGAAGCAGCAGGGCAGCUCUGGGAUCAGCUCCAGCCUGGCUUAGGCGUCUGUGUGGUCAGCUGCUGUCUGAGCGCCUGAUGCAGCCCAGUGGUGUCCAGGCUGUAGUCAGAGCCAUCCUGGAGGGAGGGACAGGCGGAGAGUCAGACUGGAGGAAAUGUGAUGCUGUUGCCAGGAUCCUGGUGGCCUGCCCUCAACAGUCUGCCUCAGCUGACAGCUACUACAGACAAGUGUGUCCUCAGAUCCUUGACCUCCUGCACUUCAGAGACAAGCUGACAGCCCAACAGUUUCAGCGUGUGGCCACCAGGGCAGUGCUCUCCAUGGUGCAGGAGAAGCCCAGCUUUGCACAUCAGUACCUGCUCACUCCUCUGCUCGCACCCCUCAGCUGUUGCACCACUGUUUCAGACCACACUGCUGUGGAGGAGUGGGAGCUGACACAAUGUGUGGAGGAUGUGUACAAGGUCUGGGUGGUUGGAAACAGCCCAUCAGCGCCUCUGCUCAAAGCUCUAGAGGAAGUUCUUCCUGUUAUUUUCACACUCUUCUGUUUCACCAAGCAGAAUGUCUCCCACCUACGUGCUCCCUGUCAGGACACCUUGUUGUGGUACCUGAGCCACACUGACACGUGUGUAGGCCUGUCAGUACUGAGGCAGCUUUCAGGUCUGCAGGGACAGAGGAUCGACGCAGCAGACUUCCACUUCAGCCCAGGCAGUGAUGGAGGAGCUAGAUUCAUCUCCAAAGAGAGCUCCAGUGAUGAUGAUGCUUUGUAUGAGAAGCUGUCAGAGGAGCAGUGGAGGCUGGAGUGUCUGAUGCAGCUUCUGGUCGAGCUCAAAGACUCUGACCUGCCUGGAGACUUCUUCCUAGACCUGUUGCGGGAGCUGACCAGCUGGGCAGCUGCAGCAGAUGAAGUGAAGACAGAAGAAGAGGAGUUGGAUGUGUCGACCAUGACACUUCUGGAGGUGGAGCAGCAGCUGCUGGGUGGAGCUGAGAGGCAAGGCCAAAGAUUGGUUUUACUUCAGGUGCUGGCUGUGAUGGUGGAGUCUCUGCAGCAUACAGUGCUGCUGAGAAAAAACACACAGGUGGUGGACUUCAUAGUGUCCCUGAUUCAGAGAGCCUGUGUGGGUCUGGAUCAGGUCACUGACCCAGGUCUUGUGAACCCAGUAGAGAGCCAAACACUGAGUAUGGCCAUGGGCCUGGUGGCCACUCUGCUGUCUGGACCUCAGCUCGGUGCAGAAGACUACUCCUCUAUGUCGAGGCUGCUUCCACCACUGGAGACACUGUCUCAGAGGCACUCGGAUGUGGUCAUCCAGGAGCUGGCAUCCAACCUCAGAACUGUCAUUGCCACUCACGGUGCCUACUGGCCUGAAAACCUUACUGCUGCUGCUCAGCCCUCCAGAAACCCUGAGACAGCAGCAAAGACCAGCAGUGUGCCUUCGAGCAAAAAGCAAAAGAUGCAAACCGCAGCAUACAACUCACAGACUGGACCACAUUCAUCUCCCCCGGAUUCUAACUCACCCAGCAACACCCGCGUCAGACACCAGGUGUCCUCUGUACCAGCAGCAGCAAGAAUAACUGCACAAGGUGGAGGGAGGAACCAUGGCAAAACUGCCCUUUGCUCGUCUACCAAGCCCCUUUCUGAUUGGCUGCUUAAGGCAUGUGACCCGGAUGUGCCCACCAGAGCCUUCGCCCUGAGGGUUUUGACUCAGAUGAUGCAAGAUCAGAACCCUGAGGCGGUCCAGGCCCAGGAUAAAGUGCUCACGCUCUUUUUAGAAAACCUGGAGCAUGAAGACUCAUUCAUCUAUCUGUCAGCCAUUCAAGGUCUGGCUGCUCUGGCUGAUUCCUACCCUGAGAGGAUCUUGGGAAGGCUCCUGCAAGACUUUCAACAUGGUCCCUCCCUGCCUACAUCCAACAAAGAGCACUCCCUGGAGACCCGCCUCAAAGUGGGGGAGGUCCUGAUGAGGGCGAGCAGGGCCAUGGGGGAACUGGCGCCCCACCUCGGCCGUUCUUUGGUAGGUGUCUUCCUGCAAGGAACAAGGGAUCCGGACCAAAGCGUCCGGGCCAGCAGUCUGUCUAACCUGGGAGAGCUAUGUCAGAAACUGGACUAUUCCUUAGGACCAUUGGCUCAAGAGCUGAACUCCUGUUUGACUGCUCUGAUAAAGACAGAGAGGGAGGCAGAGGUGAGGAGAGCUGCUGUCCAUGUUAUUGUCCUGCUGCUUCGAGGCCUCAGCAACAAAACCACCCAGGUCCUCAGUGAUGUUUUGUUGGAUCUGUACCGAGCUCUGAAGUGGGUGGUGCGCUCAGACCCGGAUGACGUUGCAGUGCUGCACGCCCAGCUGGCUCUGGAGGAGCUUGAUGACGUAAUGAGGAGGUUCAUCUUCCCUGAGCAGAAGCUGGAGAAGAAGAUUGUUGUUUUACCGUAGAACUCACCGCAGAGUCUUUGUAACCCCUUCAUAAUUUGAGUUUACAGAGGACUUUAUUUAUAUGCUGAUCAACAUUAAAACCACCUGCCUGGUACUGGUGCAUUGUCCUGCUGGUGUAGGCCCCAGUCAUUUGAGAGUGCUGUUACCAUGGGGGGUGUGCUUGGUCUACAACAAUGUUGGUGGGUGGUACGUGUCAAAGUAACAUCCAGAUGAAUGAAGGACCCAAGGUUUCCCAGCAGAACAUUGGAUUGGAACCAGAUGAUCAAUAUUGUUCACGUCACUUGUUAGAGGUUUAAUGUUGGAGCUGAUCACAGUGACUCUACAUCACUGUGAUCUUCUGUACCACCAAUAAUCAACUUCCAAAAUAAAGCUUUAAACAUU